Molecule: messenger RNA, 1811 nt
Organism: Topomyia yanbarensis
Lineage: Eukaryota; Metazoa; Arthropoda; Insecta; Diptera; Culicidae
Gene: Sbp2
Product: selenocysteine insertion sequence-binding protein 2
Exons: 2
Coding region: 193-1458 (421 amino acids)
Biological process (GO): selenocysteine incorporation
Cellular component (GO): ribonucleoprotein complex
Molecular function (GO): ribonucleoprotein complex binding; mRNA 3'-UTR binding; selenocysteine insertion sequence binding
Source: RefSeq, a predicted model, not a curated record
CAAUAAACCAAUCGAAAACGAAACAAAAAUUUAAUCGAUUUUGUUUACCACCGAGCCCAACAAUUCCAGUGUCUGAUUAAAUUUUGAGCUUACAUUUUCUCAAAAUACUAUCGUUAAAUUUAUCGUAACUUGUGUAUUAAAUCACUAACGAAAUGUCGUAAUUCGUAAUAGUUACCGUGCACCGAUUGAGAUAUGAACCAACACGUGAAUGGGGCCAUAUUUUUGUCGGCGGGUGGCCCUUCUGGCACCAAUAGUAACAGCACCACCGCCCAGGUGCCAUUGUCCGAUCUGGAAAAAUCCUCUGCAAGAAAAGCUCGCAAGGAGGCGGAGAAACAGAAAAAGCAAGCAAAAAAGUAUGAGGAACAACUGAAGAAAAUUCGUGGUCCAAAGAGCCAGAAAAUUCAAAUAAUCGACGAAAGCUUCCUGGAGAAGUACAAUCAUGCUCAAUCGUUACCCCCUGGGCCCAGCCUGAAGACGAAGAAACGUUCCAAGAAAACUCCCAGCGAUUUGGUGCAGAUUAAUUUAUCGGAUUGCAUUCGGGACCGUUUAUCGUUGGUGGAGAAGGGCGAGGGUAAAGUUGGCGGAGAAACAAGAACCGUACUGACACCGGUGGUACCAAUUGCCAUAACGCAACCGAUGGUAUUGCACAAGGGAAAACAACGGGAGGUCCCGAAAGAGAAAAAGCUUUCCAGAUUGAAGAAAGAUAUAGUUAAUAAUCGAAAGAUCAAACAGGAAGGUGCCAGUGCUGGUAGUGGUGAGCAGACAGUGGGAGAAGAGCAGGAAUCUAAAGCUACGGUUAAUGGUGAACAACCGACAGAUAUUAAAGUACAGCCAGUGCAGAAACAUCCCACUAAGCAAGCUGUUUCGCCAUUUCUCAAAGCGAUCGAACGAUGCUGUUCCAAUGAGGAUGCAGUUCCGCCGUGUGUCGGAUCAGAGGAGUAUCGUGAUGGUUUUCCCGCGCUGAAUGACACCGUGAAGACUGUAGAUAGGAUUCAACAUUCCAGAGCAUUUAGAAGUUAUUGUGACCAUCUAAUCACGGACGAGCUGCGUACUCAUUCUGAAACACUAGUUACGAAAUUGUUUCAGUUCCAGGCGACCGCAUAUGGGAAAAAUCCGAUAAAGGCUGUUUCCAACAAACGGUAUUGCGUUGGAUUCAACGAAAUACUAAAAUAUAUGGAAACACGUAAGGUGAAGCUGGUUCUGAUCGCACCGGAUUUGGAACCGAACGACAGCAUCGAUCAGUUGGUGGAAAGAGUCAAAUCUAUCUGCCGGCAAGGGCGUGUUCCGUACGUUUUCGGCGUAAAGCGAAGAAAGCUUGGCUUCUAUUUGAUGAAAAAGGUCCCGGUCAGCUGUUUGGGUGUGCUAAGCUAUAGUGGGGCUGACGAAACAGUGAAACGUAUGUUGGAGAUUGUCGAUCAGGAGCGGGUAAACUAUCGAAGUCUUGCUGCGGAAGGUUAGUAUUUUUAGCGACUGGCAGGCGGUAGCCAGGGUCAAUAUGAUUCUUCGAGGCCAAAUAUCAUAUUCUAGUCAAACUUUCAUAUUUCAUGCCUAUGCUCUCUGCCGCUUUACUGUCCGGUAUCGAAACAAUUUGUGUGGACGUUAUAUUCCGCAAAGAAAGAACAUUCCCCUAGUGUAUUACCCGUUUGUAAACCCUGGGUAUAAAUUUGAUAAACUUCCGAUCUGGUUCUGGCAGGUUCGUUGCUGGUCACAGUUCUCCAGAAAUAUCUAUGUUUAGGUGUUGUGUCAGCGAUACAGGAAAAGUCGUAAAUGGAAAGUAGUGUGUCGGUAAUAAAUAAUGUAUUGAAUAUUCA